AUGAAAGAAAAUUUUUGCAACCUGGAAUCAGGGACGGCUCUACCAUUGGGUAAAGUGACUCAAAGUGUUAUGAAAGGACAACAAAUUGUUGUUUAUUAUCCUGCAUUGCAGGGGAUUGGACUAGAUUGCCCUUGUGGUCCCUUCCAACCCUACAAUUCUAUUAUUUUUGUGGGAUUUUCUGCCCCAGGUGCCACAAUAUCUUGGUUGGCCUUUGGGAUCAUGCACCUUGACUUGGUAUGGAAGGUGCCAUUGGUCAUUCCACAUCAGGCUGCAAAAUAUCAUGGGCUGUUACUGCCUGGAAUUUUUAAGGAAUGUGUGUGCAUUGCAAAGGUCAAGCUAUGUUUUUGA
Messenger RNA from Podarcis lilfordi (Lilford's wall lizard), 348 nucleotides. NCBI's taxonomy places the organism in Eukaryota, Metazoa, Chordata, Lepidosauria, Squamata, Lacertidae. The record is from the annotation of a GenBank genome assembly.